Molecule: messenger RNA, 2939 nt
Organism: Canariomyces notabilis
Lineage: Eukaryota; Fungi; Ascomycota; Sordariomycetes; Sordariales; Chaetomiaceae
Exons: 2
Coding region: 329-2518 (729 amino acids)
Source: RefSeq, a predicted model, not a curated record
UUAGUGUUCGCUGCAUGAGUUUUUGAAUACUAACAAAUCCCCGAAACCUAGACUUUCGAUCUGACCGUCAAAUCCAUCACGAUGGAAAAUCAAGAACUUGUUGCCAACAUAGACACCACCGCUGCCCGUUUUCUGGCAUUAGCCUUGUCCACAAUGGGUUAUAGAAUACAUCUAUUGGUAGACACGUCUAACCCAAGCUUGACACCACCUUGGGGCAGACUUGGGAUGAGCAUUACCCCUGAAUCGCCCCCUUCUACCCCUUACGACUGCCCACAAGACUGCAAAACAUGCAGUCGGCAGUACUUUCCGGUGUCGCGGAGAGUGACCGAUGAGGAAGCAGGACUUGAUCGCGGAACUUGUCGUGGAGAUCAAGAAGACCCGCGCUCAGCUACAGUGCGCACUGGACGACCAUGCCGGUGAGAUUGCAACGCGGUGGAAAAAGCGAUCGCGUGAGAAGCGUGAGAGACUCCUCAAGUCAGUGUCUGCGCUGCAUCCAGAAGAACAUGGCAUCCGGCUCAUGGUGCCGGACAGGGUGGAGCCGGAUCAGCGGUACAGGGUCUACAACUCCGUCAACUCGACUGCCAAAAAGUAUCUCGACACUUGGCUCGCACCUUGGCUGGACAUUAAGGCCCUUUCCGAGUCGCCGCUCGAUCUGCUGGCCCUCUUACACUAUCGUGUGUCCUACCAUCCCGCCGAUUGGGUCAUGUUCGAUUAUAGACUAUCAGAUACGGCCAGAAUACACGGUCUGCUGGGAAGACACUUCAACCGGCAGGCCGUCCGACUCACUCAAAACGGAUUCGGCCGGCUAGUGGGCUGGAACAAGACCCAGAUGCACAGACAUGAAUGUUUCGGCUUUGAUGCGGCCAUCUACAUCCUGACCACAGCUCAGCGGAUCUUCAAGAUCUUGGUUGGGGUAGUAGAGGACCUUCUCAUUGAGAUCCAGCAGCGAGCGGAAAAGCACGCCCAGACAGACCUUGUAUCCAGCACGAAUCCCUCAACUUCCACCAAUCAAAGCUCAUCCAUCUGGGAAAGCCUUGUCCGAAACAAGUUCACGAGUUUCGGCGUACGGAACAGGGGAGUUGCACCUCGCCCAAGGACAGGCUUCACACACCCGGAGCCCAUGACAUUGGAGGAGCUGCGAGAAAUCAUCUUGGCGCGUUAUAAUGCCUCCUCGGAUGAACUGAAACUCAUCCAGAGCAAUGCAGAAUACGUCAACUACCUUGUGACGGUGGAAUUCAGUGAAAGCUUUGCACGACCCUUCCUGAACGACAAGGGGAUGUGGACGUUUAAAGCCCAGGAUAUCCUCGUCCAGCCAUUACUGGACAAUCUCCUGUGUGGUGAGCUUCUGAGCAUAAUUCAGAGGCUUGGGGACUGCUCCACUGCUGUUACAGCUGGAAAAAGGAAUGUGCGCGAACGUGAAGUUCUAUUCUCAUUCCUUAGCCAAGCUUGUGCGAUGUCCCAGGUAAUACAGCUUAGCCAGCUGCACUCCAGCGUGACACAGGAGCGCAACCUGGGCUACGACCAGGUUCAAAACCCUGAAUACCACAUCGAUUUCAGGGUCAUAGAUCCGUUCCUCUCGGCCAUAAGCACGCUAGGCCACGAUGAGGGAUGCGAUGCGCCCUUGCCCCUUUGCCUGAAGUUGGAUUUCAUCCACAAGUGCCUGGCCGUCAAUCCGGGAGCCAGAGAGCGGGUAACCUCACGCUUCCUAAAGCGAAUCGCUGACAUUUCAACCACCGCCGAUGCCGCUUUAUCGAGACUCUGGGUAUCCACGUCAAGCCUACUUCAGGGCAUGCUCAGGAAGUCCAAGCUGUCAGGGUCCCUUGUGCAGCAUCUCAUGGCUACCUUGUUUUCGGGGGCGGGAGGGUCUGAUGGAAGCGGAAUGGAUGCUGGGCCUGUGGCUUCCGGAAGCCAAGGCCCGGAGGUCCCCGCGGGGCCUGCUCCUGCGGUUCAGGGAGACUUCAAUCCAUCCGCCCAGGAAGAAGCAAAGCCGGCAUCAACACAGGGUCCCCUGCAAAACGUCGAAACCCAUUCACUGUGGGACGAGAUGAUGGCAGCCAAGCAUCAAGGCCACCCGGGAGAAGCCGUCACACCUUCCACCAUCACAACUCCCCGACCGACAGGAGCAGCCCUCCCCAAGCCCGUGCCAACGGCGCACACGCAAAUCCCCGUGUCCGCAACCGGUAGAGUCGUGCUACCAAGUGACUCGUACCGACUGAUCCAGCAGAUGCUCGGCGCCGCCCAGACCAGAGCCGAGGCCCAGGCCAAGCACAGGUGGCCCAAGUUUGUGACGGCAAUGGAAGACGCCGGGUUUACCGCGUACGAAGGCCCAGGCUCGGCCAUCACCUUCCGCGCCCCGGACGGCAAAGGCUGUAUCAGCUUCCACAGGCCUCACCCAGACGCCACGCUCUUCCCCGUGCUGCUGCGCGCCUUUGGGCGGAGGAUGGCCAAUUGGUUCGGCUGGAAAGCGGAGGAUUUUGUGGAGGAAGCUAGUCUGAUACGACUCGAAGGUAGGUACUGAUGUCUAGAUCAGGGGCAUCGGUCAAAGAGAAUUCGGCGGUAAGUAUUCGGAACAGAAAAUUACUUACAUAUAGAUACUACCGUGAACGGUCUUGGUAGGGUAUUUAGGUAGGCUUGUGAUGGCGGUGCACCCUUGACGCCAGUUGCAGUACACGUAGUAGUCGUGUUUAAACCGUUGAUGCAUUAAUCCUAUAUAUAGUUGUCCGAAAUCGUGUAUAAGCCGUUGAGCUCCUGGGAAACCCAGCUCAAUUGCGAAAUAUGAGGGAAGAAGAGGAUGGAUGAGCGUAAGGUAUGGCUCAAGAGGAUGUGCCUACAUAUCUAGCUAAGUCCUAGCUAGGCGGUGAGAGUGUUUCUCCCUGCCAGUGAAAGGCAUGUUGUGGGACAAAGGAACUCUAAGCGGGAGGCUCAAAGGCUCACUGCAG